GUGUUCGAUCUCACUUUGUUCACUUGUCUUUUUUGUUUCCUCAAACAUGGGCAAUAGACCGAACACUCGAAAUCUCCUCAUUACUAUUGUUGGAACAUUGGUCAUAUGUUCAUGUCUGAUUAGCGUAAGCCAAGCAAACCAUCUUCCUGAACAAAGAAAGCGGCGCGAACUAAGCCAAUGCAACAUUUUCAAAGGUCAUUGGGCAUGGGAUGCUUCAUAUCCUAUGUAUGAUUCCUCAAAAUGUCCAGAAAUUCGCAAAGAAUUCGAUUGCCACAAAUACGGCCGCCCCGAUAAGUAUUAUCUCAAGUUCCGGUGGCAGCCAAAUGAUUGUGAUAUUCCAAGGUUUAAUGGAGUGGAUUUUCUAACGAGAAUGAGAGGAAAGAAGAUAAUGUUUGUUGGAGAUUCACUUAGUCUUAACAUUUAUCAGUCGUUAAUUUGCAUGCUUCAUGCUGCUGUUCCUAACUCCAAUAUCACUCAACCAUCUGGUGGCAUGAAGUCCUGGUUUUUUCAGGAUUAUAAUGUUAGUGUUACGAUGUAUUCUUCUUUAUACUUUGUUGACAUUGAGAAAGAGGAAAGCGGUCGAGUUUUGAAGCUGAAUUCGCUUAAAAAUGGCAAAAUUUGGGAGGAGAUGGACGUUUUGAUUUUCAAUACUUGGCUAUGGUGGAACAGGAUGGACGAUAAGAAACAAUGGGACUAUAUACAAGAUGGGGAUGUAAUACAAAAGGACAUGGAUCGGAUGGUCGCGUUUAAAAAAGCAUUAACGCUUUGGGCAAAAUGGGUUGAUUCUGAUAUUGAUCCCAACAAGACUAAAGUUUACUUCCAAGGAACCAACCCUAUGCAUUAUGAUGGGAAGGAAUGGAAUGCACCGGGGGUGAAGGGGUGCUCCAAGGAGACAAUGCCUAUGAAAGGAUCAAGUUACCCGACUAGAGCACCACCCGUAUUAGAAGUGGUAAAACAAGUACUAAGCACGAUAUCCAAACCCGUUUAUUUACUUGAUAUCACAACUCUUUCACAACUAAGAAAAGAUGGCCAUGCCGGUGCUUAUAAUGGUUUCCAUGGAAUGGAUUGCAAUCAUUGGUGUAUAGCUGGGGUUCCUGAUACUUGGAAUCAACUUCUCUACACAACUCUUUUAAUGUGAUGUUAGUUUUUUUUAUUAGCUACGUACAACUUAAUUCAUGUAUUGGAAUUGGAAUUACAAGCAUGAUCGAUAAAAUUCAGUUUUAAACGGUAACAAUUAGUCACUCGACAAGGACGACACCGCCUUAAAUCUCGAUGUUAUAACCAAACACGUGCCACGAACGAUUAGGAACAAACACGCAAAUACAAUAUAUUACAAAUAGC
Molecule: messenger RNA, 1341 nt
Organism: Spinacia oleracea (spinach)
Lineage: Eukaryota; Viridiplantae; Streptophyta; Magnoliopsida; Caryophyllales; Amaranthaceae
Product: protein trichome birefringence-like 38
Exons: 5
Coding region: 47-1138 (363 amino acids)
Cellular component (GO): Golgi apparatus
Molecular function (GO): O-acetyltransferase activity
Source: RefSeq, a predicted model, not a curated record